AUGCAAUCAGCACGAUCAACAUCAUACGAAAUUAAGCAGGAAAAAGAGGCUGUUCAUAUCGUCAUAUCACAAAUUAGCUUAUUGCUUACCGCGCUCACCGAGAGGAACUUCAAGGAGAUCGAAAAGAAGAUUGACUUUCUGCUUGAAAAAUCCCCAUUUGCAGUUUAUAUCAAAUAUUGGGAAAAAUUAUUGGUGCUUUGUUCUAGGGAUAUAAAGAACAAUCAUACUUUGGCACCACAGGACAAUUUAAUCCAUAGAUUACUUGCUACCCAGUUUCUGAAACUUCCAUUAAAGGCACCAGGCGCCCAGGAUACCUUAUCGCGAGAAAUCUUCAGUAAUUUCGCAUUUUUAGACCAGUGUGGUUUGAAAUCAGAAGAUUUAGAAGUACUAUUUGACGCCACCACUAACGAUCUCAUUUUAGAGUCAGUGAACCCUAAUAUCACAAUAAAGAAACUUGCAUCCACGUUAGAAAUAAAGAUGAACAAUAUCAACUACUUUCAAAAUUUUCUAUUGCAAUCCGCGGCGACUACGCUGGAAUCAAAUCUAACCGAUUUACUCCAUUCAUUAGAGGGUGAAAGCUUGAACGAUAUGGUGGCACUUAUGUUAUCAGAGGUUAUUUCCCCAGGAUCUCAACGAGUACAACAGGAAACACAAGAGAGGUGGCUCAAUCCUCAGUCCGCUGCAGAGGCUACGAACAUAGGUAACACGAUCUUCAAGUCGAUCGAUAAACUCCCAAAGGAUGCUAUCAACUGGAAUCGUGUUUUCAACUUAAUGUCCACCAAGUACUUUCUCACUACACUGAUAAAACCAACCAUAGCAUCUCUCAGUUCCUUUUUCGCCUGUCUACAAAGAGGGCGCUUGAUAGAUCAGUUUUUCGGCUGUGACUGGGACAUGACUUUCAAGUUAGACUUAGCUUUUCUUUUACACCAAUGGUCACCACAACAGGGUUGUUUUGACCUUUUGAGUGUUGAAGGCACAAGAAAAGUUACGGAUCUAGUUCCUAAUUCCAAAGGAUCGCUACUUUAUCUAUUGUCAGUGGCUUCACUGGAUUUGGAAUUGUUUUUGUUGAGAGAUGAACUAUCGAGCAAUCCAAUGUUGCCAUAUUACCAGGAAUGCUUUUUCGAAGACUUCAACCAAGUUCCAGAGCUUCUUGGCUUUGCUUUACUAUCCAAUAUGAAACAUUUUACUCUAUUGGUAGAGAAUAAGACCAUAAUUAAUGAAAUCAUGGUCACUCUACUGGUUCAAACUUUUGAAAGAUCACCGGAUGUACUGGGCCCUCUCAUUGAAGCUAUCCCAGAUAACGAUCGCAUCUUGGAGGCCACCAGGAUCAUAUUAAGCAAAGAAAAAUUACGUCCCUCAGAAUUGGUAAAAAUUCUAGCCAUAAAGGGUAAACUGGACAAUUUGAUUGAGCAACUAUCUUUUGCAGAAGCACUCAAGAUUACUCCGUGCGCGAGAAAAGUGGGAUGGUUAGGAUUUGAGGAUUUCAUUCAAAAGAGACUCAAUAUCAAUACUGCGUCUCUAAUUUUAGAUACUUUGGAUUUGCAAGCGAAAAUGACGGACGCAAAUAACCCUUUCGCUGUGACAGAAAGAUUCGAUCUACCGGCUUUGCAUUUCUUGAUCACUACCAUGGUCAAAUUCUCACUGAAAGAAAGCGAUUUGGAACGUUUUGAAGGUAUACAAUUCUCGUUGAUCAUUGCAUUUCCUCGUUUAAUAAACUAUGGUUUUGGGCAUGACCAAGCGAUUUUGAGUAAUGGAGAUAUAAAUCCUAUUGCUCCUGAUGUGGAGAAAGAGAUGCAAAACUACUUACAGAAGAUGUACAGUGGCGAACUGGCAAUAAAAGAUAUAAUUGACAUUCUGAGAAAGCUUAGAGACAGUCAAAAUGUCAGAGACCAGGAUGUUUUCGCUUGUAUGACACACGCUGUUAUCGCAGAGUCUAGCUUUUUUAGAGAUUAUCCACUUGAUGCGCUAGCAACGACAUCUGUCCUCUUUGGCUCUAUGAUACUGUUCCAACUACUUCGUGGGUUUGUGCUAGAUGUUGCUUUCCGAAUCAUUCUGAAUUUUGCAAAGGAGGGACCUGAGUCUAAAAUGUUCAAAUUUGCUGUACAGGCUAUUUAUGCAUUCAAGAUUAGACUUGUUGACUACCCCAAUUACUGUAAAGACUUGCUGGAAUAUGUCCCAGGACUACAAACUCAACCUCAGGUCUAUCAAUCUGUCGUUGAGGCAGCGAAGUCAGCGGAAAGACUACAUAGUAAAACUCCGGACGAUGCAAGAAAACCUGUUGAAACGAUUCCACUCAAGUAUUUUGUGCUUGAAGAACCAUCAGCCCAGGUAUUACAAGAGAACCCUCCAAAGGAGAUAACUGAAAAAGUGCUCUUUGUCGUGAAUAACAUUACCAUGGAUAACUUCGAUGUCAAAAUUAUAGACCUUAAAACCGUGCUGACGCCCAACUACUUUUCUUGGUUUUCGAAUUAUCUCGUCAACCAAAGGGCAAAAACGGAACCUAACUAUCAUAAACUUUACAGCAGGAUUUUGACGUCGAUAAAAUCUGACCUUUUGCAUGAAUACAUGGUCGCAGUGACCUGCAAGCAGCUGUACAUUUUUCUGUCGACCAAAGACGCCCAGCUAAUAGACAAAAAUCACCUCAAAAACAUGGCAAUGUGGCUUGGAAGCAUCACCUUGUCGCUAGAUAGGCCUAUCAGGCAUCGCAACAUAGCGUUCAGAGAACUUCUAUUGGAGGCCUACAUGGAAAAGCGGCUAAACGUUGUCGUUCCCUUCGUCGCUAAAGUUUUGCAAAACGCUGCUGACUCGAAGGUUUUUAGACCACCAAAUCCUUGGACUGUUGGAAUUGUCAGGCUCCUCCUGGAAUUGAAUAAUAAAGCUAACUGGAAGUUGAGCUUGACCUUUGAGGUCGAAGUUCUGCUUAAGUCUCUUAACAUUGAUCCUAAAAGUAUUACUCCUACUGACAUGAUUGGUGCGAACAACGCUGUUGAUGAACUGGCUGGUAGCAUUAACAGUUUGACAGUAGAACAAAGGCACGCAGAGCAGCAGAGACAAAUGAUGACCAUGCAGCAAUACCAGCAGCAGGUACUUCUCUCCCAACAAAGACAACAAAGGGUUAUUUCUGGUGGGUUGGUACCUUCUAUCGAACAAAGACCCGUCGGAGUGGAAACCUCUGCAUUAGCAGGUGAAAACCCUUUCAAUAAUCUCAAUGGUUCUACCAUUUUUGCUACCCAUCCAGACUUAAUGCGUGUUUUUCAAAUGGCGAUGGCCAAAUCUGUCAGGGAGGUGUUAUUGCCGGCUGUAGACAAGGCUACUAGCAUCGCGGUGGUUACUACGAUGAAGAUAGUUCUCAAAGAUUUCGCCACUGAAGUGGAUGAGAUGAAACUGAAGGCAGCAGCCAUAGGAAUGGUCAGGCAUCUUUCCCAAAGUUUAGCUCGUACUACAGCUGUAGAGCCUUUAAAAGAAGUGAUCGUAUCAACCACGCACUCUUUAGCACCAAAUCUCAUGGGCAUGCAGAAUUCAUUUGUUGACGAACUGAAUACUGCAAUAAAUGACAAUUUAGGCGUGGCCCUUGCCAUCAUUGAGAAGGCGGCUAUGGAUAAAGCGACCCAGGACAUUGGUGAGCAGUUGAUGCAACCUAUAGCAAUUCGCCGCUAUCAUAAAGAGAGAAGGGCGGGCCAACCAUUUUUAACCCAAAACACAAAUCCUUACUCAUUGACAUUACCAGAGCCUUUAGGUUUAAAAAGUUCUGGUGUAACACCCCAACAGUUCUCAAUAUACGAAAACUUGGGAGAUCACGGCUCAAACUUUGAAAACGCACCGGAUGCGACCGGGCCACCACAGAACCAACAAAAUCAUCAGCAGAUACUCCUGCAACAGCAGCAAGCUCGUCCACAGCAACAGCAGCAUCUUGCACCAACUUCUCAGAUGCAUGUGCCGCCAGUUCAGAACCAGCUUCCAAUUCAAAACUCUCAAGGCAUGGGCAUCCAGAGUGAAUUGGAACAAAAUCAUCGCGUGCUUGUUCAUUUGAUGGAUGGACUAGUUGUUCAAAUCAAAGAGAACGCCGACAAAAGAGGCCUCAGAGACCUAGGAGAGCAAAAUUCUAUCAAAGCUAUCAUUUUCCAAAUAUUGAGUUUUAUAGCCCGCAGUUCCCAGAAGGAUCAGCUUGCUCUAAAGGUCUCUCAGGCUGUCGUCAACAGUCUAUUCGCCACUAGUGAGAGUCCACUGUGCCGUGAGGUUUUGUCGAUGUUACUGGAGAAAUUAUGCUCCUUGUCCAUCGUCGCCAGGAAAGACGUGGUAUGGUGGCUUGUUUAUGCGCUUGAUAGCAGAAAAUUCAAUGUGUCGGUGAUAAGGUCUUUACUGGACGUCAAGUUGAUCGAUGCUAGCGAACUGGAUAACGUAUUGGUCACCACCAUGAAAAACAAAAUGGAGAACUCUGUGAACUUUUCAAUGGAACUGAUAAGAGACACAGUAAUGUCAAGCUCACCAAUCUUGAUGCGUAUGGAUUUUAUCUGCACUCUAGAAUAUCUCGGUACACUGGAUGAUGCCAACGUCAAGUCAUUCUUGAGAGAUUAUGAGAAGGAAGUUGUUCUUCCGGUCGAGUUAAAAACUAAAGUCACCAAUACAGAGAGGUACUAUCUGGUUUUUACGGAAUGGGUCAAGUUACUGCAAAGAGUCGAAGGUGAUGAUAUUUCCACCAUCGUGUUUUUGAAACAGAUGAAAGACAAGGGUGUUCUGUCAAAAACGGACCAGCUCAUUGAGUUCAUCAAGGCAGCUCUAGAAUUAUCCAUAUUCUCAUUUAAGGAAAGUGACCCAACUGGUGAGGUCUUUACAGCGAUAGAUGCACUGGGCAAAAUGAUAAUAAAGCUACUGGUGGUACAAGAUUUUACGGAAAUGACAAGGGCGGACUAUCUAAACCUCGUUUUCCCAGUCAUUGCUCUAGUGUUUUCGAAGGAUCAUGAACAAGAGAAUACAACUUUCAAUGAGAGGCCUCAUUUCAGACUGCUUUCAAACUUCCUAUUCGAAUGGGAGACUAUUCGGGGCCAUAAGUUUAUCAAGGUGCGUAAUGUGGUAACGCGUAAGGAAUUACUUGAUUUCGAUACAGAGUUUUACAACAUCUUCUCUUCCUACUUACAGUCUGCGCAACCGAUUGCUUUCCCUGGGUUUUCUUUCGCAUGGGUAACUUUGAUCUCACACAGAAUGUUCUUACCCACCAUGCUUCGACUACCCAACAACGCAGGAUGGAAAAAUCUGAUGCUAUUGCUUAUUGACCUAUUGAAGUUCUUGGAUAAAUACACGGACAAGAAUGAGGUCUCCAACGCCAUUUCAGUCGUCUAUAAAGGUGCAUUGCGUGUCUUUUUGGGUAUCUCGAAUGAUAUGCCAGAGUUUUUGAUUGAGAACCACCUCGAAUUAAUGAACAACUUACCACCAACCUACUUUCAGUUGAAGAACGUUAUUCUUUCAGCGAUUCCAAAAAAGAUGAUGCUACCAAACCCAUACGACCCAACUCUUUCUUUGGAAGAUAUCGCUGCCUGUAAGGAGCCACCAAAGGUGUUUUAUGACCUAAUAGCGGAAUUUAGCACGCUGAAGAAACCGGUCGACAAUUAUCUGCGCAUUCCAUCGAAUUCGUUGCUCAAAACUAUUAUCAGCAACACCUAUAGAAACGAGUAUGAGCUGAAGAAUGGUAUUGGUUAUGACUACUUGUCGGUGGACAAUAAUAUUGUGCGUGCCAUUGUAAUCCACGUCGGAAUAGAGGUAGGAUCAGAGUACCAGAGAAUGUCCUCCAGCGCUGUUUUCAACACCAAAUCUGCCUAUUACACGUUAUUGUUCAACUUGAUUCAUGACGGUACAGUCGAGCUACAGUACCAAGUUAUUCAAGCGAUGGUUGAGCAGCUAAGGUAUCCAAACGUUCACACCUACUGGUUCAUUUUUGCGCUGAGAAACAUGUUUGUCUCCGAAGAAUGGGGUGACCAGCUUCUCGAAGUCCAAGAGAUAAUUUUGAGAAACUUACUAGAGAGGAUCAUUGUCAAUAGACCUCACACUUGGGGUAUCUCUGUCAUUUUCACACAACUCAUUACAAGCAAGGAGAUCAACUUGCUCGAUUUGCCAUUUGUCAAAAAACUACCAGAAGUAAGGAAUCUACUGUCGCCACUCUACAGGCAUACCUCCACGGGCAACAGUAUUGACAAUUCGAACCACCAGCUUUUGGGAAACUCUGCUUCAGGCAUCGUCGAUGCAAAAGUAUGA
Molecule: messenger RNA, 6246 nt
Organism: Torulaspora delbrueckii
Lineage: Eukaryota; Fungi; Ascomycota; Saccharomycetes; Saccharomycetales; Saccharomycetaceae
Gene: CDC39
Product: CCR4-NOT core subunit CDC39
Exons: 1
Coding region: 1-6246 (2081 amino acids)
Biological process (GO): nuclear-transcribed mRNA catabolic process, deadenylation-dependent decay
Cellular component (GO): P-body; CCR4-NOT core complex
Molecular function (GO): molecular adaptor activity
Source: RefSeq, a predicted model, not a curated record